Poeciliopsis prolifica (blackstripe livebearer) is the source of this 5898-nucleotide messenger RNA. Its product is annotated as putative protein MSS51 homolog, mitochondrial. The record is from RefSeq and is a predicted model, not a curated record. Lineage: Eukaryota; Metazoa; Chordata; Actinopteri; Cyprinodontiformes; Poeciliidae. Bases 387 to 3029 code for a protein of 880 amino acids. The transcript is spliced from 14 exons.
CGGCAUAAGGAAAUGCGAUUUGACAAAAAAUUGGAAUUGGGUCACGUCCGGCUGCAGUGUGAACGUAGCCGACGUCAUCUGUUUUCUCUUUGGACUUCCAGGAAUGCUUUUCCAGAUAGUUCUGAGCACUUCUUUUAUCUUUGCUUCUCUCUCUCUCUUCUUUGCCUCCCACCUUCAUCCAAAGCAACCCCUCCUCCUCUUCUUCCUCUCUUCAACAUAGCAGACGCCCCCUUGACCUCAGAUGACAGCAGAGCAGUGGCCCACCCUGCUCUGGGUAAAGUCUUCCAGACCCCUGCAGACACUCACCAGCAGGACUUUCCUUUCUUCUGCAUUCUGCACCAGCGUCAGAGAGAAGCCGGACUCACCUAGAAGGAUCUCGGCUCGUCAUGAGCAGAAGUGGACCCAGCAUGGCAUCCCAGAGCCCAGCGCUCCCACCGUCCUUCUCUCCUGGGACAGACAGCGUCUUCUCUGACCAGUCAGGCUUCUAUUCACUCGACUCCAACGUUCCUGGACUCUCUAAAGUGAUUCUCAAGCAGCUCAGCAUGAAGGACUACGGAGAAUACAGAGCUGCUGUGCAGGGAAAGACUAAAGGACUCCGGUUCCGCAACUACAAGGAGAUGUUCCAGAAGAUGGAGGAAACCUUCAAGUUCUGCGCCAGCUGCAACAAACUCCCGGAGCGUCUCGCCGAGGGACAGACCCUGAAGCGCUGUGGGAAGUGUUUGAAUGUGUACUACUGCACAAAGGACUGUCAGAAAAAGGACUGGCCUCAUCACAAGAAGGUCUGCAAAAUCCUGCGAUUGGUGGCCAUUGACCGCUUGGUGGAGUGGCUGAUGUUCACUGGAGAUCUUCCAUUCCCAACUGAGAAAUGGUCCAAAGGACCUGCAGAUGUGAAGGGUUGGGACGACUGGCUUCCCAUGCAGGAGGGGCUCACCCAAAGUCUGGACAGAAUCCUAUCCAGCGCCAACAUGGCAACUCUGUGGCAGAACGCCGGCAGGGCCCGACCGGACGAUGGCGACCUGAGACAGUCCUUGUGGAGGAUUCAGAGCGAAUUCCUAUCUCGGGUUCUGACCGUUGGAAGGGCGAUUCAACAGUUUGGGCUGGACCCGUAUCUGAAGCCUCUCACCGUUCACAUCGUAGGGGCCUCUCACAGUGAGACUAUGGGAGCCAGGCUGACUGACUAUGACGAGCUGAGCCACAUGUUUCCUGGACACCAGGGCAUUGAGAUAGUGAUGGUCGGCCCUGAGGUGGUGGACGGCCGCAUCGUGAGACCUCCGCUCAGAGCAUUUGGCCCCAAGCACAAGGUGUACAUCAGUGCCUACAAGGGCCUCUACCAUCAGUUCUGGGAGGAUGUGGUGGAGAAAGGGGAAGUUGCCAGGCCAGACGUUGUAGUCGGAUUCCACCCAGGUUUUCAUGCCAACCAGGGUUUGGUGCAGGGCUGGCUGCCCUCCCUCUUGCUGCUCAGAGACUACAGCAUCCCGUCUUUCUUCACUACCCAGCCAGCACACCUAGUGACCUGGAGCUCCAGUAUUCCCUGCAGAUCCUGCUGGAGCUGGAGAUGCACAUCCGAGGCAGCGGGCCCAGUCCGUUCAGCUCCCAGAAACCGGAGCAGGUCCAGACCUGUCCUAACAAACCGCCGGUCUACUGCAACUCCCACUGGGUCUGCUUCCAGGGCCUCCUGCCUCAGGAUGACCUCCAGGGGUCACUUAAUGAUGAGACGGAGGGUUUUUUGUUCUCAUGCAGUCUGGAACGCUCUGGGGUUGUCAGACGUUUCCAGAAGCCUGGAGCAGGUGUUAAAUCUGCAGGCUGCUCAGAUAUCAAGCCCAGCAGGAGAAGCAGCUGAGCAGCGUCUGUUUUACACCAUUAGCAGCUUCAGAAUGACGGAGACUCAGAGCACCGUCCAGCUGGCCCCAGCUAAACCUCUGGCCUUCCACUCGCAGAAGGAAAUGUUUGAGAAAAUGGAGGAAUCUUUUAAAAUCUGUGCGUUCUGUGAGAAACGACCUGAACAACUUUCAGAGUCUCAGAGUUUGAAGCGCUGUGCCAGGUGUCUAAAUGUUUAUUACUGCUGUAAAGGCUGUCAGAAGGAGGAUUGGUCCAAACACAAGAAGUUCUGCCCACAGCUGCGUUUAGCUGCAAUUGACAGAGUUGUUGAAUGGCUUCUGUUCAAAGGCGACCUUCCGUUCCCCACAGAGAAGUGGUCAAAGCCGGGGUCAGAGGUGAAGACCUGGGACGACUGGCUCUCCAUGCAGGGCAAUCUCUCUGCCCGCCUCGACGCCGUCGUCGGUGGAGCCAACCUGAAGGAUUUAUGGGCCGACGCUGGCCGGCCCCGACCCGCUGACGAUGAUCUGAAGCAGUCGCUCUGGAGGGUGUGCAGUGAGUUCUUCUCGAGGCCCCUGACCGUGGCCCUGGGCCUCAGGCUGUUUGGCCUCAGCCCAGCCUCCCGGCCCCUCACCGUCCACCUGGUGGGGGCGGGGCCCGCAGAGACGCUGGGGGCCAAGCUGAGCGACUACGACGAGCUGAACCACGUGUUCCCUGGACACCAGGGCAUCGAGGUGGUCCUGGUGGGGCCCGAGGUGGUGGACGGCCCCAUCCUGAGGCCUCCUCUUCGAGCCUUCGGUCCCAAGCAGCGGGUCUACGUCAGCGCCUACAGGGGCCUCUACCACGACUUCUGGGAGGAGCUGGUGGAGAAAGAGGAGGCAGCCAAACCGGACCUGGUGGUUGGUUUCAAUCCAGGUUUGGAUGCCAGUCAGGGUUUGGACCAGGGCUGGCUCCCAACUCUUCUGCUCCUCCGCGAUUAUGAGAUUCCCUCCAUGUUCACCACGCUCACGGAGACAGAUAUGACCUACGCUCUGCAAAUCCUGCUGGAGCUGGAGGUGGACGUGAAGGGAAGUGGAGCCAACCCGUUUGCCUCUCUGAAGCCAGAGGUUGUCGGUUCAACACCCAACAAGCCUCCUGUCUUCUGCAACUCGCACUACUUCAGCUUUCAAGGUUUACUGGAAACGGCAGAGCUGGAGGAGCCAGAGUCGACCUGAAGGGGGCGCCAGUGGAAAAUUGACCUGAUGGAUAGAAGCAGGUCUACACUGUAAAGAAUGAGGUUCAAAACGCUUCCUGCCGUGACGGCGUUCAUGUCUGAGUAGGAACAUUUGGUGCAGGUGUAAGGGUUGUGCCUGUAGCGUCUGUAGCCAAACACGGUCCAGAGGAUGACAGCAAGCAGGUACAGCAUCACCGCCACCAUGUUGAACACCAACUCCACCAGGUUCAGCCUGAACACCAGCAGACACUGCAGAAGCUUCAGCAGGUUGAGGACGAUGAUGGCCGCCGUGACCAGGAGGCAAACUCCAAAGAUGACGGCGCACAGCGUCAUCCCGAAAGGUUUGUAGAACCAUUCGCCUCUCACAAAAUGGUCGACGGCAGCGGUGAGGAUCAUGCAGCCGACGAAUGCCUCCAAUAUGCGGAGAGUUCCUCUCAGGCUGGACAUGUAGCCGCUGCCGAACGCCGUCUUCUGCUUGACGACGUCCACCAGAAAGCUCGCCGUGGCGAGCAGCGAGAAGACGAAGCACAGGACGUUUGCGAUGCAGGUGAGGCAGACGAAAACGGCGGCGAAGGCCAGCGUGGCGGAGACCACGCAGAUGCAGCACACAGCUGUCAGGCCCAGGGUCAGGUCGGCCCAGUUGGGGAGGAAGGCCGCCAGCAGGAUGUGCCAACCUCUGCUCUCCACCAGGAGCAGCACCAAGGGGACGACGAUGCACAACACCCAGACGAACUCACAGCAAACGCCCCAGGGGACGACCAUCCUGCCUCUGAACAGGACGACGGCCAGAGCCAGAGCGCUGGAUAUCAUCUCCACCAGGCGAAUAAUCCCCUGGAAGCUGGAGAACGGGCCACACAUGCUGCCCGGUUCGGGUUUCCAGGUUCUUCUGAGGAAGAAGCUGCGUUCACUCCAGAACUGGAGGAUGAACCGUUUCUGCCGUCGUAAUAAAACUCCAGCAGUGAGAUCUGCUUUGUAUUCAAAUGUGUGAGUCAGUCCCAGUGUGUGCACAUGGAAAUGAUCAAACUGACCAGAACUGCAGUUGGAACAAAGUAAAAUGAACAACUAGUUUCUCAAACUGAAGAUCACUUUACCUGUUUCACAAACACUCACCUAACUUCAAAUCAUCUCAAUAUAUGAUACAACCUGAAAUGAAAAUAUUAGCCUCUUAAGUCACUUGUUAUCAUGAGCAAUUCAUCUCUGGGCAUUUUGAGUUAUUUUCAUAUAUUAAGCUUUCCAAUAAUGUCAAACACAUGGAAAUAAAAGAAGCAGCUACCAAGUGCAUUUAUAACAUUUAGGCUUAUUUUUCCUAAAUGUUAGGCAGAAACAAAAAUUAUCUUCUGUAAUGUUAUACUGUAUAUAAAAAAUAAACACCUAUGUAUUUAUCUAUUGUAUUUAACUAAUUAAAUUCUAUAAUGUUUUGUUAAAUAACAAAAUAAAAACUGUUGAGGUGCAACCAGAGCAGCAUUAGAAAGCAAAGUUAAAAAUAACAGAACCGUGAAUCCUACAGUUCACGUCAUAGAACUGUUCAAAAGAAUCAAUCAUCAAUGAACGACACAUGAACACUCUGAUUCCUCUGAUCGCUUAAAUUUUUCUGCUGUUGUUUCCUUUCCACCGAUGUCUUCAGUUUUUCUUUUAAGCCACUUUUCUAUUAUUAUAUUUAACCACAAUAUCAGGUUUAAAUAACUACUUUUUGUUUUACUGUAGAAUAAUUUUGAUACUUGUUUCAAAUUUCAGUUUUUUUUUAAAAAAACUCUACUUUAUUCAACUCUGACAAAAUUAAUAAAAGAUUAACAUAACUCAAACAUUUAGGUUCAAAAUCUAAAACUCGCAAAAUUUAUUUGACUUAAAAAGCAGAAGAUAGUAGACACAACUAAAUGCAGCUCAAAAUAAAUGUUUUACAGUGUGAUAAGUCACAUGUUCAGAUCAAAGGACAGAGACAUGCAGCUUUCACCUCACUUUAUACUGGAGUUACAACACAGCAUCUUUAGAAAUAUCGUUAAAAAUAUCAGUGGAGCUUUUCUGUAUAUUCAAGUCAAAUUUCUUGCCAUACUAUCAAAAGUCGUAAUGUUUAUGUUCGCUUAAAGCCACAGAUGCCGAGAAGCGUAAAAAUCAGGUCCACCGUAAAAAGGAUGAGAUUCACAUAAGUAAAAAAUGCAACCAUGAACUGAAUGGCCCAAAUACAGAAGCUGGGGGGGCAGUCGCUGGGACGCGGAUUGUGUCUGAACAUGAAAAUGGGCCACAUGAUGGCUGUGAAUAUGUACAGCACAACUGAGAUCACCAGGAAAACAAAGACGAACCGGUCCAGGUUAAAGGGCAAACAGUUCUUCAGCUUUUUUAGGAUGUUGGUGGCUAUGAUGAGAGGCAGGAUGGGGAAAGGGAUGAUGUACGCGAUGACGCAGAAGAUCAGCGCCGGCUUGUCUCUGUAACCGGUGAGAGACACAAAAAUCAUGCAGCUCACGAAGGCCUCCAGAACCUUCCAGAACCCGGGAAGAGCUGCCAGGUAGCUCCCUUUCUUCUUGUCCAGGAACUUGUCCUUCACCACUUCCAGCAUGUAGAGGAAGCCACACAGGAAGGCGAACACGCUCACUAUCCAGCCGUAGAGGCAUUUCAGGCAGGCGUAGAAGUUGGCGUAAGUUAUGGCGACGGAGACGGUCAUGAGAGAGGAGGACAUGGCCAUCCCUGUGGUGAAGUCGUCCCAGUCCAUGCAGAACAGGUUAAGGAUUAUAUGGAGCCCAAACAGCUCGAUGACGGUGAUGAUGAGGGUCAUGAUGGGGCAGAAGGCCCAGGUGAACAUGGCGUAGAUCCAGUACGUAUGGCUGCUCCCUCCUCUCAACAAACCCAGGACAAAGGUGACCAGACACAGAACGAUC